Myzus persicae (green peach aphid) is the source of this 3685-nucleotide messenger RNA. Its product is annotated as synaptotagmin 1. Bases 566 to 1966 code for a protein of 466 amino acids. Gene Ontology annotation, cellular component: synaptic vesicle membrane; dense core granule; axon. The record is from RefSeq and is a predicted model, not a curated record. Gene Ontology annotation, molecular function: calcium ion binding; clathrin binding; calcium-dependent phospholipid binding. The transcript is spliced from 10 exons. Gene Ontology annotation, biological process: calcium ion-regulated exocytosis of neurotransmitter; regulation of dopamine secretion; synaptic vesicle endocytosis. NCBI's taxonomy places the organism in Eukaryota, Metazoa, Arthropoda, Insecta, Hemiptera, Aphididae.
GCUCCGCUGGUCCAGUCUCUCACGGUCGUCGCCAUAUUGCGACGAGCUUUACACGCCGUCAAACCGCGACGUGCCCCCCACCCCCUCCGACGACGACGACGACUCCAACUCCGACGACUCCGACUUCGACUCGGCACACACGGUAGCCGCACGGCAAUGGACUGAAAACGGAACGAGCGCGGACACCAUCGCUGCUAUUCCGACGCCUACACGCCGUCACGGUUUUUUUCGGACGGAUUUCCGUCGGGACGGACGCCGCCGCACACCGAAAGAGGUCCACCGCGCACGUCCUGCAGGAACGGACCCAUUUAGUAGUUAGUCGCGGUGUACGCGAGGACCGUGCGCGCGCGGUUCGUCAUUGAGACACUGUUCCGUCGUGUGUGUGUGCGGAUCGGGUAGGGCGAUACAACGUGUACACUUAAGAUUACUGCCUACCUCUACGCAGUCACACGGGACCAUCGCCGACCGCGCGAGAGCCCAUCGCGCCCGCGGAAGAAGUGAGCGGCUCGGUCGAAGACGCAUAUAUAGCUUUUGAAUUUGGACACAACACAACGCGGGAUAAAAUAUGGCACCUGUUGACAAGUCGACCGAUGGAUCCGAUUCAGCAGACAAAUCGGGCACGUCGGCACCGAGUCCGGCGAUCGUCGAAAAUAAGACAGUUGGCGGUACGUCAGCCCAGGGGCUCGACCAGUCAGCCAGACAGGGUACGCCUGUCCUGGACGGUACCGGAUACGCCGAUACGACUAUGAGUUCUAAGCUAGAAAACGCAGACAUCUCAAAAACUAAACUCUCAGACAAAGAUUUGAGGACGCCGAGCAUACCGUUCAUCACGUCCACGCCAAACACCUUGACUCCAACGGAUAGUUCGGAAAUGCCACCAUGGGCGUCAUGGUCUAUAAUAAUAGCGGUAGUAUUACUAGCUGUCGGAUUCGUGGGCUUUUGCAUACACAGAUUCUUCAGGAAGCGAAGAACAAAAGAUGGCAAAAAAGGAAAAGGCGUCGUGGAUCUAAAAGCUGUCCAACUAUUGGGUUCGGCAUACAAAGAAAAAAUACAACCAGACAUGGAAGAAUUGGCUGACAACGCGGAGGAAAUUGCGGAAGAAGGAGACAGUACAAAGGACGAGAAAAAGUUGGGAAGGUUACAGUUCAAGAUGGAAUACGAUUUCCAAGGCAACACUCUCUCCGUGACCGUGAUCCAAGCGGAAGACCUGCCGGCCCUGGACAUGGGAGGUACUUCGGACCCGUACGUGAAGGUCUACUUAUUGCCAGACAAAAAGAAGAAAUUCGAAACAAAAGUGCACAGAAAAACGCUGAAUCCCGUCUUUAACGAAACAUUCCAGUUCAAGGGAAUACCUUAUGCAGAUGCGAUGAACAAAACUUUGGUGUUUGCCAUUUUCGAUUUCGACCGGUUCUCAAAGCACGAUCAAAUAGGAGAAGUUAAAGUGCCCUUGUGUCAGAUCGACUUGGCCCAGACGAUCGAAGAAUGGAGAGAACUGCAGUCGGUCGAAGGAGAAGGAGGACAGGACAACAAGCUGGGAGACAUUUGCUUCUCGUUGCGUUACGUGCCCACUGCCGGAAAACUCACAGUAGUAAUAUUGGAAGCUAAAAAUUUAAAGAAAAUGGACGUUGGUGGACUCUCAGAUCCGUACGUGAAGAUCGCUUUGAUGCAAAAUGGCAAAAGGUUAAAGAAAAAGAAAACUAGUAUAAAAAAAUGUACCCUCAAUCCAUAUUACAACGAGUCGUUUACAUUCGAAGUGCCGUUCGAACAGAUACAAAAAGUCAACCUGGUAGUGACGGUGGUCGACUACGAUCGCAUCGGUACGUCCGAGCCCAUCGGCAAAGUGGUGUUGGGCUACAAUGCCACCGGCACCGAACUGCGGCACUGGUCCGACAUGUUGGCGUCGCCGAGGCGUCCGAUCGCGCAGUGGCACACGCUGAAGGAUCCGGACGACGACGCCAAAAACUAGAGAACGUUACCUAUACGCAACCACCGACCGAACGACAGAACAUCGCCGCCGGUCACUGUCAUCGCUUAACCAGCCGAUUGGAUAUUAUAAUAUUACUAUACUACCGUAAACAAAAAUAAUCCUUAAACGACACACAAAUCGGAAUCUGAAAUACAAACAAACACCUCCAACCCGAUAUGGGCACGCUGUAAAAUAAUAUCGAAAUAGAUAAUUGUCUGAACGAGAAAACGCGCAAAUUUCGUGUAUUGUUAUCUAUCCGUAGAGAAUAUUACAACAUUAUUAUUCUAAUUCUUUCUCAAAAAAAAAAAAACAACAUUAUACGAUAAUAAUUGUUAGCGUACCCACCGGCCACCACAUUAAUAUAUUAUGACUUUCUUAGUGUCCACGAUUUGUAUGUACAUAACAAUGUUAUCGUUGCGUGGUUUCACAUGUUCAACUUCUCACCCGUCGUCAUUAGCCCUCCAAAAUAAAAAGAAUAAAAUCCCUAAUAUUCCUACCAGCCACCAUAGACAUAAUAAAUUUUCCUAAAAACACAAAAAAAAAUGUUUAUACAUCCGUUUUACCCAAUAGAUUAUACACUUAAUGAUCGUCGUUUAUCGUUCAGGUGCCACCCAUAGAGAUAUUAUAAAAACAAACCUCGUCUUAUUGUGGUGCGUAUUAUUAAAAUAUAAUCAUUCAGUGCCAUAGCCAGGGGGACUGAGUGCGCGGAAAACCACCCUGAGAUUCCAGGAAAAUUGAAUAACGCUUAUCCAAAAAUAAUACGUAACCAUGUAUAAAAAUUGUAAUUUUUAUAAAGGUUAAUGUGAAUGUCUAAAAUGUCAUAUACCCAUGGCAUCAGCGUCCCAAACAUAAUAAUAUGAGGGACCCCAGUUAAGCCUCCUCAAAACAAAUUAUCAGCCCUACCUCCUAAGUAAAAUCCUGGCUGAUCCUUCGUAUAAUAAUAAUAUUAUGAUAUAUUGUACUUAAGAGCGAGUGAAAUUAUUGUCGAUACCGAACAAAAAAAAAAAUAACAAUGCAAUUACAAAACGUCUUAUAAUAUACACCGAUGUCUUCUCCGCGUUAUUAUUAUAUUGGUAGAAUAUUGCCGAUAAUAAUAUUAUAUAAUAUGUUGCCUAUAUAUCAUCGCCCUAUCGGGUAAUAUAUUAUACAUAGGUAGGUACACUCAUCUUUUUAUCGUUUUAUUUUUUCUUCUCUCCUUCUCUUAACAGAAAUUAUAGACCUACUUAUAAUAAAAAUUAAAAAAUAAUAAUAUUACAUUAAUACAUACAUUAUAAUAUAUUAUAUAUAAAUUAUAAUAUUAUCUUCGUUAACCCUCCCGCGGGUGUUGUUCUAAACUAAGCCACUGUUAUUCGCUUCAUGUAAACAUUAUUUAGUUUUAAUACACCUACCUACCCUAUACCUAGUUCAGAAAAUAAUACCAUUGUAUUAUUAAUAUUAUUAUUACUAAAUAUAUAUAUAAUUAUAUUAAGUUCUCUGUGUAAAUACUAUUUUACCACCAUUAUUAUUAUUAUUAUUAUUAUUAUUAUUAUCAUCAUUACGUUUUGUUUGAUCGGAUAGAUUUAACACGUUAUUAUAAAAUAGUCUUCGUUAUUUAAUUGUAAUAAUAUUGUUAUCCUCGGAAAGACCGGAGAGGUGCGUUUAUUAAUGAAUCAUUUAAACAAAAAUUAUAUUAUCUUUACAAAAAAAAAAAUACCUCAUUCAUACCUCAUUCCUAGUCAA